AUGUCCCCGCGCAGCGCCGACGUCACCCCGACGGCUUCAGCAGCCCGAGAGCCCGGAGCCAAUCAGGGCGCGCUCCCUCUCCCCCGGCCCGGCCCCGGACCUGCGUCACUUCCGGUGGUGCAGCAGCCAUUUUCUCAGUCGCCAGCGGAUCCCGCGCGCCGGAGAAGUGCAGUUCCCCCUGGUUACCAACGCGUUAGUGCUCCCUCCUCCGCGCUGCGGGCGCGGCCGAGGGGCGCUCCCCGCAGACACAGCCGCUCCUCCCCGCAGUGUCCGCGCCGCGGUGACCUCCGCCCGGAGCCAGAGCCGCUGUCUUCCUCCCUCGCCCCCUGA
Messenger RNA from Pipistrellus nathusii (Nathusius's pipistrelle), 330 nucleotides. The record is from the annotation of a GenBank genome assembly. Lineage: Eukaryota; Metazoa; Chordata; Mammalia; Chiroptera; Vespertilionidae.